AUCUCCAUGGAAGGAACAUCUCAGAAAAAAGAGGAGAUAGAAUAUAGAAGAAACUGAGAAAGAAGAAAACAGAACAACUAAACUUUCUUCCUUGAGCUAACUUUUCUUACACAUGUUGCAGAUAUCCCUUCAGAAUCUGGGCAAAAGUUGCGACUUUGAAAGGUCUCAAUCAAGGGCAAGGCAAUCAUCAAUGGAGAACAGACAUGGAUUAUUCAGGCAGAACAGUGGUUACUGGAGGUCCUUGAGAGACGGAGACUUUGAGGAAGGAGAUGUCUGGGCUACUCUCAGAGAUACAACAGAUUCUACUUCCAUGGUUGACAAAUCAAAUGAAACUUCUGUUUCAAUACAUAGACCAGUUCCAUCUGCUGCAAGAAUGAUACCAAGAGCUACAGGCAGCAGUAGCAGUAGCAAUAAUUCCUCUCAUGAAGCCAAACUUGUUCAGCAAUCAGCACCAGUUAACGUUCCCGACUGGUCACAGAUUUCCAGGAGAAAGUCAAAGAAGGCCGCCAAGAAUGAUUCAUGGCAUGAUGAUGAAGAUGAUGAUGAUAAUGAUAUCAAUGAAGCUUCGAAAGACGCCCAGGACAGCGAUGAAGAUGAUAACGAUAAUGAGGACGUUUGCAAGUUACCUCCACAUGAAUUAAUAGCUAGGAGGCUUGCAAGAAGUCAUAUUUCCUCUUUCUCUGUUUUUGAAGGUGUUGGGAGAACCCUCAAAGGGAGGGAUCUCAGCAAAGUGAGGAACGCUGUGUUAACAAAAACCGGUUUCCUUGAAUGAUUGUGAAGAGGGUGGUUUCCAUGAUCUCGAUUCCUUGUUCUAUAUACCAUUAUCAACAGUUUGUGAUUUAGGUACACUCUCGGACUUGUAAUUGUUGCUUACUCUGUAGAGUGUAGAGAUUCAUGUUUUCAUGGGUCUUGCUUAGGGUAUGAGAAAUUUAGUUCCUGCUUGUAAAAAAACAAUUGAUUGAUCCCUAUCCCAUCUUGCUUUAGCUUUGAUAUAUAAGCUUGUUUGUAUUAUAAUGAUUAUUGAGAGACCUGGAAAUGUACAAAGAAAAA
Juglans microcarpa x Juglans regia is the source of this 1050-nucleotide messenger RNA. RefSeq names its product transcription initiation factor TFIID subunit 11-like. NCBI's taxonomy places the organism in Eukaryota, Viridiplantae, Streptophyta, Magnoliopsida, Fagales, Juglandaceae. The transcript is spliced from 2 exons. The record is from RefSeq and is a predicted model, not a curated record. The coding region runs from base 113 to 772 and encodes 219 amino acids.